Messenger RNA from Parnassius apollo (apollo), 420 nucleotides. The record is from the annotation of a GenBank genome assembly. NCBI's taxonomy places the organism in Eukaryota, Metazoa, Arthropoda, Insecta, Lepidoptera, Papilionidae.
AUGCUGGUUACCUAUUUGGAAGCCAGACGGGACAUUUGCAUCGCACUGACAGUCUGCCGUAUUAUAGGCGCCAAACUUUCCACGGCUGGACGCGCUACUGGACCAAGUAUUGCUAUCCCAGCCUGGAGAAUAAGAAUUGAAGAACGUAUCGCAAACCCUAGGGCUCUCAUCGGCAGACUGAUAUGCUUCAGGUCAGGCAAUACCAGGCCAAGGAUUGUGCGCACCGUCAGAAUGGCGUUUGCUGGGACAAAUGUUAGUUUGUCCCAGCCGGAUAUAAUGCAAAAACUGACGGAGCGCAUAGACGACCUGAAGCAAAGAAUCGCUGCUUGGGGAAAGCGGAUUCGGCGAUAUACCGAGAGGUCGACACGGUUCAACCAGAAUCGUCUCUUCCAGAGUGAUCAGAAGAGGCUCUAUAAAUAA